Molecule: messenger RNA, 2825 nt
Organism: Aphidius gifuensis
Lineage: Eukaryota; Metazoa; Arthropoda; Insecta; Hymenoptera; Braconidae
Gene: Atet
Product: ATP-binding cassette sub-family G member 4
Exons: 10
Coding region: 625-2811 (728 amino acids)
Cellular component (GO): plasma membrane
Molecular function (GO): ABC-type transporter activity; ATP binding; ATP hydrolysis activity
Source: RefSeq, a predicted model, not a curated record
UAAUUAUGGAUAUUUCAAAUAUACGGGGUAUAUUUGUGUUGGGUUUAUGAAUAUGAAUAAACGUCCCUGUAGUAACUACAGUAAAAUAUCGGGGAGAAUACAAUGAUGAGCAUCCGAGCAGCUGAUUUUGCUUAUACUUUAAAUGUAACCAGCACAGUUGCACUGAGUGCAAUCGUGUGAACAGACGUAUUAAAAAAAUAUAUAUAUUAUUCUAUGUCUAUAAAGCUACAACAAAGAAGAAAAAAAAAUAAACAAAAAAAUAUAAUAACAAGUUUGUUAAAAGACAACAUCGAAAAUGUAAAACAAUCAAAAAGAAAAUAUAUAUUCAUAGUGGAUUAAAUUAUUUAAUUGAAAAAAUAUCCCUUAUGUUUUUUUUUUUCUACUCAGUGGUGGAUGAAAGAUAAAAAAAUUAUAAAUUUAUCAAAGCUCAAUUUAGUGUAAAUCAAUUAAUCUGUAAAUAUUGUAAAAUUUUUCAACUUGCAAGUAGUGAGAGUCAUUUAUUGUCAGACAAGCGCAGUGAUAUAAUUAACAAUAUUGUUAUUAAAAAUAAUAUGGAAUUAUUUAUUUAAUACAAAAUAUAUUUUUUCUCUUAAUUUAUUUAGUGGAUACUGAAAUUUCGUGAUCAUGGCAGAAAUAGAAAAUGUAAAUUUAAAAAAUAUUUCAACUUGCAAAAAUGAAGCAAAUGUUGAAUUUGUUGCUGAUAAAAGUCAUCAGGUGAUUAUCAAAUUACCACCAUCUUCAAUUUCAUCAACUGAAAAUCUCAACAACACAUUAACCAGAGAAUCACAGAACAAUCUUUACACGAGUACAAAUGGAUCAUCAACAACAAAUGGAAAUUCAACAAUUGGAUUAGCACAAAAAAUUCAAAAUAAUGCUGUUGUUCCAGUUAACAAAAGACCAGUGGCAUCCCUGAGUCAUUUGCCAAAGAGACCACCAGUUAAUAUUGCUUUUAAAGAUUUGACAUACACUGUGUCUGAGGGAAAUAAAAGAGGACCAAAGACAAUAUUAAAAUCAGUUAAUGGAAAAUUUAAAUCUGGUGAACUUACUGCAAUAAUGGGACCAUCUGGAGCAGGAAAAAGUACAUUGAUGAAUGUACUUGCUGGUUACAAAACAUCAAAUUUUAAUGGAUCAAUAUUAAUAAAUGGAAAAGAACGAAGUCUUCGUAGAUUUCGUAAAAUGUCAUGUUAUAUAAUGCAAGAUGAUCGUUUAUUGCCACAUUUAACUGUACACGAAGCAAUGACAGCAGCAGCAAAUUUAAAAAUUGGUAAUAAAAUUGAUAUAACAGCUAAAAAAGAUGUUGUUAAAGAAAUAAUUGAUACAUUGGGUUUAAAUGAAGCAAGUAAUACACAAACUCAUUGUUUAAGUGGUGGACAAAGAAAAAGAUUAUCAAUAGCAUUAGAACUUGUUAAUAAUCCACCAGUUAUGUUUUUUGAUGAGCCAACAUCUGGUUUAGAUAGUUCAUCAUGUUUUCAGUGCCUUAAUUUAUUAAAAACAUUAAGUCGUGGUGGUAGAACAAUUGUAUGUACAAUACAUCAACCAUCAGCACGUUUAUUUGAAAUGUUUGAUAAUCUUUAUUUAUUAGCUGAAGGACAAUGUAUUUAUCAUGGUAAUGUUGGUGGUUUAGUACCAUUUUUAUCAUCAAUGAAUUUACAUUGUCCAAGUUAUCAUAAUCCAGCUGAUUAUGUUAUGGAAGUUGCAUGUGGUGAACAUGGUGAAUGUUUAGAUAAAUUAGUUAUUGCUGUUAAAGAUAAUAAAUGUAUUAAUUAUCAAAAUUAUCAAAUUACUAUUGCUGCACAAUCAGCAUCAAAUGAUAUACAAAAAAAAUUGCCAUUAAAAGAAUUAAAUAAUGAUGAUGAACAUUUAUCAAAUGGUAUUUUAAAAAAAUCUAAUGACACUGUUAUUAAUAUGCCAGUAUCUUGUACUACCUCAUUAAUUAAUUCAACUGAUAAUGCUGAAAAAAUGGUUGGUUUUCCAACAAAUGGAUGGGUUCAAUUUUGGAUAUUAUUAAAACGUACAUUUAUAUCAGAAAUGAGAGAUAUGACAUUGACAAGAGUUAGACUUAUUUCACAUGUCACUGUGGGUCUACUUAUUGGAGGUUUAUAUUAUGAUAUUGGUAAUGAAGGAUCUGAAGUUUAUAGCAAUGCUGGUUCUAUUUUUUUUACAAUUAUGUUUCUAAUGUUUACUGCUAUGAUGCCAACAAUACUUACAUUUCCAAAUGAAAUGGCUGUUUUUGUUAGAGAACAUCUGAAUUAUUGGUAUUCUUUAAAAUCAUUUUAUCUAGCAAAAACAUUUGCAGAUCUUCCAUUCCAGAUUCUUUUUAGUUUACUUUACGUUGUGAUAGUAUACGUGAUGACAUCACAGCCUUUUGAAGCAUACAGGUUUUUAUUGUAUCUCAAUAUUUGUGUAUUGACAUCACUUGUAUCACAAUCAAUUGGAUUGUUAAUUGGUGCUGCAAUGAAUGUCGAGAAUGGAAUGUUUAUUGGUCCUGUAACAUCAGUACCACUUGUACUAUUUUCUGGUUUUUUUAUAAAAUUUACUGCCAUGCCAAAUUGUUUACGAUGGUUGUCAUAUGCAUCAUAUGUACGUUAUGGUUUUGAAGGAGCAAUGAUAACAAUAUUUGGCUAUAAACGACCAAGAUUAGCAUGUAAUGCUGAUUAUUGUCAUUUUAGAACACCAACUAAAUUUCUUGAAGAAAUGGCUAUGGAAAAUGCUGUUUAUUGGAAAGAUGCACUUGCACUUGUUGGUUUUUUAAUUAUUCUCAGGAUUUUAACGUAUUUUGUUCUACGUUUAAAACUAAGAUCUCUUCGUUAAUUAGAUUUUUUUGU